Messenger RNA from Pundamilia nyererei, 1988 nucleotides. It is a transcript of the gene sh3gl1b, whose product is annotated as SH3-domain GRB2-like 1b. Lineage: Eukaryota; Metazoa; Chordata; Actinopteri; Cichliformes; Cichlidae. The record is from RefSeq and is a predicted model, not a curated record. Gene Ontology annotation, cellular component: cytoplasm; glutamatergic synapse; presynapse. The transcript is spliced from 9 exons. Gene Ontology annotation, biological process: synaptic vesicle uncoating. Bases 375 to 1430 code for a protein of 351 amino acids. Gene Ontology annotation, molecular function: protein binding.
CGCCAACAAAACAUCCGCACUCUCGGAAACUGAUUAUUUCUUUGAAAAAGAGCCGUGUGGCUUUGGCGUUCUGUGUAAGGCGGGCUGGCAGUAUUGAGUCACAACGUUUGUGGGUUUUCUCAGCUCGGAGAGUGCUGAUCCCGCUGUCUGUGGCUCCGUGGGCCCCGUUAUCUGCCGUGACAGCGCGAAGAGUCUCUCGACGUGGACGUGGUCAGUUGGCGUGUCCCGACUUGGAGUGACGGCUGUGCGGUCCUAUGAUUUUCCCGACACGCUCUUCGCAUUGGCCCAUUUUCUGAAAAACUAUAUCGCCAACUUUACGUAUACCGCAACCUUUUUCACCUCGGUUGGAAGCUGAAGACAAGACGGGCUUCAAGAUGUCUGUAGCGGGCUUGAAGAAGCAGUUUUACAAAGCCAGCCAGAUGGUGAGUGAGAAAGUUGGAGGUGCAGAAGGAACCAAACUAGAUGAUGACUUCAGAGACUUGGAACGGAAAGUGGACGUGACCAGUAAAGCAGUGGUAGAGGUGAUCUCCAAAACAUCAGAGUACCUUCAGCCCAACCCAGCAUCGCGAGCCAAACUGUCCAUGCUGAACACCAUGUCCAAGAUUCGCGGUCAGGUGAACAACCCGGGCUAUCCUCAGGCUGAAGGGCUGCUGGGAGAGUGCAUGGCCAAGUACGGACGGGAGCUUGGAGAGGACACUAACUUUGGUGGCGCUCUGGUCGAUGUAGGAGAGGCCAUGAAGAGGCUGGCUGAAGUCAAAGACUCUCUAGACAUUGAUGUCAAACAGAACUUUAUUGAUCCACUGCAAGGGCUUUGUGACAAGGACCUGAGAGAAAUCCAGCACUAUCUGAAGAAACUGGAAGGGCGUCGCCUGGACUACGACUACAAGAAAAAGCGUCAGGGAAAGAUCCCGGACGAAGAGGUUCGACAGGCUCUGGAGAAGUUUCACGAGUCAAAGGAAGUGGCUGAGAUGAGCAUGUACAACCUGCUGGAGACUGACAUCGAGCAGGUGAGCCAGCUGUCGUCUCUGGUGGAGUCCCAGCUGCAGUACCACAGACAGGCCGUGCAGGUGUUGGAGGAGCUUUCAGGCAAACUCGGAGACAGGAUGAAUGAAGCUCAGUCUCGAACAAGACGUGAAUACACACCCAAACCCAAACCCGUGUUUGACUUUGGAGACAACAACCAUUCAAAUGGAGGCUACUCGACCCCCAUGGCUCCUCCCCCGUCACGCAUCUCGGCCCCGGAACAGCCGAGCUGCAAGGCGCUGUAUGACUUUGAGCCCGAGAACGACGGAGAGCUGGGCUUCCGCGAGGGCGACGUCAUCACCCUGACCAAUCAGAUCGACGAGAACUGGUACGAGGGCACGCUGAACGGCCAGUCGGGAUUCUUCCCCCUGAACUACGUCGAGGUCCUCGUGCCGUUGCCACACUAAUGCAAAGAGAGGGAGCUAGGAGGAGACUGAUGUAAAGGAGGAGGGGAGAGAAGGUAGAAUGAGAAGAGAGCGAAGUGGAGGGAUGGUCCGCAGAGGUUUUCAUUUUUCACCUUCGGCUCCAACGUCAUCAUCACAGAGCACUUUUUGGUCACCUGGAGUCCCGAAGAACUACCCGACCAGAAUAUCAGCGUUUCACAUGGAGUUGUCCAACAGCAAGAAGCGUAUCGAGGACUAACUGAUGAAACAAUUUGUAAGGAUUUCUAACAACAAAUUAAUAAUGUAGAAAAAAUUAAUGUGGGUAAUUGGAGCGGUCGGGGUGACUCUUUCAUAUCGUUUUCUUGUAUUUUCAGUCUGUUUAAAACUCAGGUCGGUCACCAGAUUAAGAGGGAUGGGGUGGGGGUCAUGCGUAACUUGGCUGAACAUUUUCCUCAUUUCAAAGUGAAAACUGCUGGUUUUCACUUCAGCUGUGGACUGGUUUGUGCCUGGUGAUGCCAUCUGCUGGCAUGACUGAGAAUUAGUAAACUGAGAUGGAACCACACACAACUAGCUGUAUUUAAA